Messenger RNA from Syngnathoides biaculeatus (alligator pipefish), 1589 nucleotides. RefSeq names its product transcription factor 24-like. The transcript is spliced from 3 exons. The record is from RefSeq and is a predicted model, not a curated record. The coding region runs from base 792 to 1283 and encodes 163 amino acids. NCBI's taxonomy places the organism in Eukaryota, Metazoa, Chordata, Actinopteri, Syngnathiformes, Syngnathidae. Gene Ontology annotation, biological process: developmental process; regulation of transcription by RNA polymerase II. Gene Ontology annotation, molecular function: DNA-binding transcription factor activity, RNA polymerase II-specific; RNA polymerase II transcription regulatory region sequence-specific DNA binding; protein dimerization activity.
CAUCCAAUGUGUUUAAAUGCUGGAUAGGUGUAUGAGGUAAUUAGGCAAAUAAGCUUACUUGACCUUCCUCUACUUAGCCAACGAAUGAGUGGCCCCAAAGGAUAGUGUUACUCAGUCCUUACAAAAACACCAACUCCCGCCUCUCUAUCUCAGACACAGCUGUAUUAAAGUUUGGAAACCGUAUGAAAAAUGGUUUGAGGCGAUUUAAUGGGACUUCCACGAAGGUUUUGCAUGACAGCCCUAAUAUGAGUAAUUCCUUUCAUUAAUAAGCCUUCCCGAGAGUCGUUCAUUAAGGGGUCUCUGGUGCAUUUCCUCACUGUUGAUUGCGGCCUGUUCCGUUUUAGUCCAAGAAUUUUUUUUUUUUUUUGCAUAUCAACCCCCUCAGCUUGUUUUAAUAGUCUACUUCAAGAAGCCUUUUGACAGGCACGCCUUUUAUCCCCUUGUUGACUUCAAGGGGGGGGGGGGGGGAUAAGUAAGUCAUUUUCGGAUAGGUCUACGAAGGCAGCCAAUUAGAGGCGGACUGCGGCCCAAAGUAGUGAGAGGGGAGAAGGGAUGGGGAGCCGAGCUCUGCUCAGGACACAAACAAGCAGAGAGGGGAAAAAGUAGUCGGGGUCACACUGGAAAUACGCUAGAGACUAUUUUUUUGAACCAGGUAGAGAGCAUCCCUAUUCCGAGGAAAUUCACUCGCUUUUUUCCGAGGGGGUAUGCAGUCUUUAAAGACGCCUGCUUGGAGAACUACAGUAAAUUCAACAGUUUGUGACGCGCGUCGUUGAACUUCUAAGGUCAGUAAGAUGGUCGGGAGGCAGACGCACCGAAUGGACGGCGGCAAUUGCUCCGUGACGGCGACGGACGACAGCCCGGGCUCCAGUCCCGCGGGCCGGGUGCCGCAGCAGGCCGUCGGCAGAGGUCGGCCGGCGGCGGCCAACGCGGCGCGGGAGCGGAGCCGCGUGCAGACCCUGAGGAACGCCUUCCUGGAGCUGCAACGGACACUGCCGUCGGUGCCGCCCGACACCAAGCUGUCCAAACUGGACGUACUGAUUCUGGCCACAACGUACAUUGCCCACUUGACUCGAACUCUGCAAGAGGAAGGCGCCGAAGAAGGCGAGAGCACAAGACACGCGGAGGCGUUACACUCUCUCAAAGGGGAAGGAUACCUGCACCCGGUCAAGAAAUGGCCGAUGAGGUCCAGACUGUACGUGGGAGCGAGCGGCCAUUUCCUGACCAAUGCUCCAGAAUCUGAGAACCAAGGCCCGUCGUCAUCAUCAACAUCAUCGUCCAAGUAAAGCAUCCAACCGGUUGCCGUUUGCAUGAGCGGCGCUGAAGGACACGUUUAUUCCUACAUAUCGAUACAGGGAGACGGUGUAAAUUAAUAUAUGAUGUGUUUUUCCUCAGUGUUGUCGUCUUGAGUCUUGUUUGCAUUGUGCGGCUCCAUACACGUCCACCCUCGGUGUGAUCUUUGGCUAUAAUAAUAACGAGCCCGUCAUGCUUGGCGUGUGCACUUUCAGCUCGAGACGUUUGCGCUAAAAUGCAUGUGUGAAUAACUUAACAUGUGUCAUGUGAAGUGGUCUGUCAGAGGGUCGACAAUAGGG